UUUGUGCACUUCCCUUGAAAAUACAGUUUGCCAAUAGACUGCACACACAGUUCUACCACGUUUCUAAGACAACACUCUUUGCCAAAUAGCUUUAUUUUUGUUAACUUGAAGAAGAAAGGAGAGAUGAAGCUGCAGCUUUUGAUUGUCAGUGUUUUAAAGUAUUUGGUUGUAACCAAUCAAGAAGAAGGAGGAACACAGCUGACGACAACAGAGGGAUAUGACCUCGAAAAUUUUACAUUUCCUGCGUAUGAAGAUGACUCAUCUCCUUGCAGUGUAAAUGUGCCUGGAUUCAAUAGCUUGGGCCUGAUGAUCACCUUCAUCAUCGUGUGUGUCUUCAGCAUGGUAGGCAACAGUGUAGUUGUCUAUGUGGUUUGCUAUAUGAAGAAAGGUAGAGCCAGCACAGAUAUCUACUUGAUGCACCUGGCGAUGGCGGACCUUCUCUUCAGCUUUACCCUGCCGUUCUGGGCCGUCAAUGUUCAUUAUGGUUGGAUCUUCGGCAACUUCCCGUGCAAACUCCUGUCAGGCUUUCAGGAGGCAUCAGUAUACAGUGGUGUCUUCCUGCUGGCCUGCAUCAGUGUGGACCGUUACUGCGCCAUUGUGAGAGCUACACAUGCCCGGUCCCAUCACCUGUUGGUGAAAGUUGUGUGCUGUGUGGUGUGGGUGGCGGCUGGACUACUGUCCUUACCCGUGGCAAUUCAAAAGGAGAGCAUGCACGCUGAAGACCUGGGCCUGGCCAUUUGCUAUGAAAACCUAACUGGUGAAAGCAGCAACCACUGGCGUGUUGGCAUUCGUGUUCUACGUCAUACUAUGGGCUUUUUCCUGCCACUGGUGGUGAUGGCUGUCUGCUACGGCUGGACUUUGGUGAAGCUGUUUCACGCACGUAAUCAACAAAAGCGUAAGGCCAUACGCGUCAUCCUGGCAGUGGUGAUAGCAUUUGUUCUGUGCUGGCUGCCUUAUAACAUAACUGUACUGAUUGACACACUCAUGCAAGGCGGAUCUCUUAAAAUGGAGACAUGUCAAUCUCGCUACAUAUUGGUAGUGAUCCUAAAUGUGACCCAGUUGUUGGCCUUCUCGCACUGUGCAGUGAAUCCAGUGCUGUAUGCCUUCAUUGGGCAGAAGUUCCGUAACCAGCUGCUCUUAGCUCUUUACAAACAUGGCCUCAUCAGCAAGAGGCUCCAGAAUGCUUACAGGAAGGGCUCUGUCAACAGUGCAGGGAGCAUCAGAUCUAGACUCACCUCUGCUACUAUGUAAAUGACUCAUUUGGUGGUCAUUUUCAUUUUAUCAAUACCACUCUGUAUGUCUGUAUGGUAAAUACUUAGGAUAGAGACUGGAAAAAGGGACAACAGCCAUGUUCAAAGGUAACAAAAUUUGUUUUAAAGGAGCUGGUAGGUAGUUUUUGGUACCAUUAGACAGAGCUGGGCUGUUUCCAAUCUGCCAAGUUAGGCUUAUAUUGAACAGACAUAAGAGUGGUAUCGAUUUUCUCAAAGUGAAUAGACUUAUUUCCCAAAAGAUAUUCCUUUAAACCGUCGCAACAAGAAGCAUGAAAGACUGUACUAAUCACGUAAAAAUAUAGUCAUAUUGCACAUUAAAUUAAUCAGGAGAAACUCUGCUACAAUCACAUAUAAGUCAUAUUCACACACACCAAAAACAACUCCAACACCAAGCAAACUAAUUAUCAAAUAUCAAAAUCUGUAUAACGUCAUAAAGUCAACCCACUCGCCACAUUUCCAUUGCAAGUGCUUUCUAUUGUUUUCUUAGAAAAAUGAAUAGAGGCUUGGUUGAUUUUUCUAAAUAAGUCAAAAACUGUUGUAAAUGGAUGUGAUGAACCCCAACAGUGAAAUAUAUAGUUUGGUAUAUAAAAAAUUUCAAAUGGCAUAGAUGGUGCUAAAAUGUAACCAAUGUGUGCCAGAUGUGCCAAAAUAGCUAUUUUGGAGAUUCCGCCUAAAUAGUUUGUACUAAAACCUCUGUAAUUUUGCUCUACCUCACGUUAUAAGACCCAAACUUGGCAGAGAUAAUGUCCACAUAUGUUGCUAUGCUUUGAUUUUUUUAGAUUUAGAGCUGCAACUGCAUCGGUGUGAAUUUUUUAUUAGGCGGAAAUGAAACUUUUCAUUUAUGCUGUGUGCCAUCUUAAUUUACUCUGAGCCAGUGGCAUACAUACUGAUACUUACACAUCUGAACAAAUGUCACAAGUGUUCCCUUCAUUAUGACACCAAAAUUAUUCAAAUAGACCAUGUAGUUGCAGAGAUAUGCUCUAUUUAUUUUGGGUAUGUCAUUUUCGAGCAGCGGCCUAAAAAAUACCAUAACAAAUAAGCCUAUUUGUUUCACAUGGCUAGUACUAAAGUAAAAUAAAGUCAAAAUUUGUUAGGAUUAAAGACACUAGUUCUACUAAUUAUUGAGAGUUUAUUGUUGUUGUUUUUACACAUUUGACACUUUUUUUUACACAUUGUGGACAUGACUGGAGAGCCAUGUUUUUAUUUUGCAAUCUUUAAAUUUGAACGUUGUAAACUUUUUGAAUUGAGGAAGGUUUUUAAUCCUUAUGUCAGACAGUAUUGAAAACAAAAGGUAUUGUUCCUUUAAUCAGACUUCUUCAUCUUCUAAACAGGAAGAAGUGGUGAAAUCAAGUUUCUGUUUAAAAAAAACAAGGUACUGUCUUUCUCUAAUGACAAUCUCUAAUGAUCUAUACAAACUGCUGGUGCAUCAAACGUAACAUUGUUUUUGUAAUAAAUGCUAUGGUGUGUGUGCAUGUGUGCACCUGCGUGAGCAAGGGAUGCUUUUACAUUGUCUGAUCAUAUCAUUUCUUACUGUAUCAUUCUGUUAUUCUCAACUGUUUCUGAAAAGGCCUAUAUUCACAGUUAUUUUAAAUGUUUGUCUGAAAAAUUGUAAUAUGUAUAUUCUAACAUGUAUACGUAGAGUAGUGUGUACUUCAUAAUCACUUUCUGCUCAACAGUAUGGAGAAAAAAUGGCUUAAUAGUGCAAGAAAUCGUACUGGUUGGAAAAGCAGUAGAAAUAUAACUUGUGAAGGGUUUAUGUUAUGAAAGUCCUUGAAAAACGCUUUCACUUAUCUUGUAGUUUUGGGGGAUUUUAUAUUUGCUUUCUGUAUUACACUUUCCAGGUAUCUGCUCUACUUGUGUUCGAAUAAAUCCUUAAACCCA
Molecule: messenger RNA, 3152 nt
Organism: Dicentrarchus labrax (European seabass)
Lineage: Eukaryota; Metazoa; Chordata; Actinopteri; Moronidae
Product: C-X-C chemokine receptor type 1-like
Exons: 2
Coding region: 124-1251 (375 amino acids)
Biological process (GO): G protein-coupled receptor signaling pathway; neutrophil chemotaxis; immune response
Cellular component (GO): membrane
Molecular function (GO): C-X-C chemokine receptor activity
Source: RefSeq, a predicted model, not a curated record